UCUUCACUUUGCCAGCGAGAAGAUGUCGUCGUUACCUACGAUCAUUGGAUUGUAUAUUUUCUUCUUUAUCGCAUUUAGCAAUGUGCAUGCAUAUAGCACAAAAUGUAGUCCCAUGCUCGGAGUUUGUAACAUGCACACGGAUUGCUGCAGCGGAAGAUGCUUAACCUACGGCUCAUAUUGCGGCUAUCCGGCGCAGCGUCUUACAAAAACCUAUUUGCGCCCAAACGAAUUCACCAGUAUCAAGAAAGAACAAUCAAAAUCAAUCAAUGAUGAGGUGAAAGUUAUCGGUCUACCUAAUGAGUCAGAACCAUCGAAUGGUGUUUUUAGUGUUGAUUCAACACUAAUUCAACCUUAUUCAGCCGCAAAAUGCCACAAUGUUGGUGAACCCUGUUCCCGGGCUGAAGAAUGCUGUAAUUUACGAUGUCACACUUAUAUGCACAGAUGUGUCACCUGAAGUAAUUCGUAGCAUUGGGGAAAAAUGACACACAGCUUAUUACCAAAAUAAUUCAGCUCAGGGUGCGGCCUUUAUAUUCAUUGGAAAUAAUAAUCAGUCUCAAAUAAAUGGAGCACUACAACUCUGCAACUCAAGCUCAACUAAAAUGGUAAUAGAAAAAAAGAUUUAACCAUUCUAAAAAAUUAUUAAUAGUUUUUUCAUAAUAUUCUAAUAAAAUAAAA
Drosophila santomea is the source of this 675-nucleotide messenger RNA. RefSeq lists its product as uncharacterized. The record is from RefSeq and is a predicted model, not a curated record. The coding region runs from base 23 to 454 and encodes 143 amino acids. Lineage: Eukaryota; Metazoa; Arthropoda; Insecta; Diptera; Drosophilidae. The transcript is spliced from 3 exons.